Pocillopora verrucosa is the source of this 2083-nucleotide messenger RNA. The record is from RefSeq and is a predicted model, not a curated record. NCBI's taxonomy places the organism in Eukaryota, Metazoa, Cnidaria, Anthozoa, Scleractinia, Pocilloporidae.
AAAAUGGUACACAGUCAGCAACAUAUGUAGCAAUGUUUUAUUUGCUGGAAUGUCUAAUCUGCAUUAAGAUGUUGCAUUAGCAGUGGAUAAUUUUAGUUCUGGCAUCAUGACAGCAUCAACUGGUGAUGAUAAUAGUACCAAGGAAUUGAAAGGGAGUUUUGUGACUUUUUCAAGUGCACUAAAUGGUGUCAAGGAAUCACUGGAUGUUAUGUCCACUAAUGAUGACAACACAUUAGGUUUUACUUUAGAACUUUAUUCCAGAUACAUGGAUGCUGCCAAGGAGAUGCUUUUCCGUCGUACAUGUAAACUAGUUGAGUAUGAGAACGCAACAAAAGCACUGGAAAAAGCCAAACCCAAGAACCAAGAAAUGCUUCAAAAAGCCAAAGACGAUGCAGAGGAAGCAUACAAUUCAAUUUCAGAAGCUGCAAAGAAAGAGAUGAUCCGUUACAAUAGGCAAAGGGUGUUGAGCCUGCAAGCCAGUCUUAUCCAGUACGCUGAAUCGCGGUUAAAGAAUGGAAGAGAUACCUACGCCAUUUUGGCCAAACUAUUGAAUGACAUGAAAAAAUCUUCUUAAUCAAUGAGUGCAGAGAAAAUAGACGGUACUGUAAAUUUGGGUGGCCAAAAUUUAUUGCUAACCUUCCUUAUGAAAUAAGAUUAUGUUAAUUUGACACAGACAAUACAAAAAAAGUUUUUAAAAUGAUGUAAGGUCGUUUCAGGCAUUGGCUCACUCCAGGCGUUCAGUUAGUAAAAGGGAGUGAAGACUGGAGUGGAAAAGUGAAACAGGAAGAGAGGUUGGGUCAGGUGGGGUUCAUUAAGUGACUCAACCCAAGCCUCCCUCGCUUUUUCACUUCUCUGCUAUUAUAGCUCUGUUUACUAUCACACUUUGUUUUACCAACUGAAUGUCUGGAACAGGCUAUUUAGGCAAUAAUCACAACCAUUAUACUUUCUUCAAAUGUGAUUGGUGCAUGAGCUGCUUUGAUUUUUUACUUCUCAUUCUGUACAGCUGUAAUUGGACAGUUGGCUGUAAUCGGACACCUGUAAUUGGACAGUUGAAGCAACGAAUCAUACAAGUCCACUCAGCCAAAUCCACCAAUCACGGAGUCAAUCACAAUAACCAUAGCAACAACCACUUAUCCAAAAAAAAUUAAGAAUUUCCAAAAUGGAGACAUAUUUUUUACUUUAGACAUUGUCUCUACCAGAGAUAUUUGACCUAAAUGUAUUUGCUGUUUUCGGAAAUUGUAGCAAUUAAUAUUAAUUGGUAACAGGACUUCUUGUCGUCCAAUUCUUUCUCUAAUCAUAUUGAUUAUCAUCAGAUUGACAAAUUGGUCUCUUACUUCUUUUUUGUCUAAGUUUGUUAAUCAUGUGUAUGAUAACAACAGAUGGAAUUAGACUCCACUCAGUCCUAUUACCAUUGUAAAUUGGCUGGAAAUGGUGGCAAAAAUCCAGCAAUGACUUGAAAUUUAAUUAGCAAAUAUUUGAUGACAGAAAGUAAUUUUUCGAUUUUGUGAAGGCUACCAGCCUUGAAUCAAGGCCCCAGAACAUUCAAUAAACACUUAACAAGGUGAAUUUUCAACUUUAUGCUUUUUCAUGCAGAUCACCAUUAUACUAAAGAGUGAAUUAAUUUCUUCACGUCUUUUUAUAAAAUAAUAUUUUUAUUAAAUCUGAAUGAAUGGGUUUCAAAUAUGUAAAGUUUUCUACAUACUUUCGCAGUAACAGACAUGGAUAAAAAAAUUUCCUUUUCAAUCCUCUGAAAAGUACCAACCAAAAAACUGAUUUCCUUUGUAUUGAAAAGCUUUUGUAAUUUGUAUUAGGUAUAGCGAUGGUAGGUUUUUGUUUGAAUAGCUUUACCUGUAAAGGCAGAACUUGACGUUUUCAGUUGACUUAAAUGCGAAUAUACUUAUUAUUCUGAUGAAAACUGUUUUCCUAGUGUAAUAAUUUGUUUAACUUAGAAUGGGCCAUGUACGAUGCUAAUUGUCGUUUUAACUCUACCAAAGCUCUUGCGGUUUGAAAUUGGUGACUCCCCCACCAGUCGUGUGGAGCGGAGUAUUUUGGUUUUGUAACAAUAAAAUUUACUUGUUCCCUC